Esox lucius (northern pike) is the source of this 2196-nucleotide messenger RNA. RefSeq names its product fibroblast growth factor 1a (gene fgf1a). Gene Ontology annotation, biological process: positive regulation of protein phosphorylation; positive regulation of cell population proliferation; fibroblast growth factor receptor signaling pathway. The record is from RefSeq and is a predicted model, not a curated record. Gene Ontology annotation, molecular function: fibroblast growth factor receptor binding; growth factor activity. Bases 177 to 656 code for a protein of 159 amino acids. Gene Ontology annotation, cellular component: cytoplasm. Lineage: Eukaryota; Metazoa; Chordata; Actinopteri; Esociformes; Esocidae. The transcript is spliced from 3 exons.
UGCUACUACGGGUGACUAUUAAGUCCAAACAUGUCCGUUCACCACCAAUCGCCGGUUCCCCAAGUCGUGUUGUUUUUGUUCUUAUCGCAACCGCAGUGCGCGCAUCAGGUGGUUUAAUCAGACAGCCAAGUCUGCCCAUCAGUGGGAAGGUUAUAGUCUAUAGCGCAUCAAAAAGAAUGACGAAUGCAAAAAUUACGGUUUUACCCGCGGAGGAGGCGAAUGUGAGAUUCGGGAGCAACCUGCUCGACUUUAAAAAGCUGACUCGUCUGUACUGCAGGAAUGGCGGAUAUCAUCUACAGAUUCUCCCAGACGGGACGGUGGGGGGCAAGAGGGACGAGAAUGACAUUCACACGGUCCUCAGGGUGAAAUCUGUGGACCAUGGUGUGGUAGUCAUCCAGGGGACAGAGGCAGGACGUUACUUGGCCAUGAGCGACGACGGAAAACUAAACAGCUUACUGACAAUAACCGAUGAAUGUUACUUCCUGGAGAAGAUGGAAGAGAAUCACUACAACACAUACCAGUCUCAGAAGUACAAGGACAGCGGUUGGUAUGUGGCACUGAAGAAGAACGGCAAGCCCAAACUAGGAUCCAGGACCCACAUAGGGCAGAAGGCCAUCUUCUUCUUGCCCCGUCGGUUGGAGGGCCCUGGGGAAUGAGUGGUAGAGCCCUAUACUACACACAGAUUACACCUGCGCAUUUGCACUUCUUUUGCUGUGCAACCCAGAAUUGCAAUAUAGCAAUCUAGGUUCACAGCUCAAAUAAUCUUCCUUUGUGUGGCCAAAAUUAAAACAUUGGCACCAAAUGCACCUUGAGGAAAAAAGAAAGGGAAACCUGAGGGAUGUCUGAAAUGACAAAAUGUAGCACACCCGUGUCAUUUUAAACAUCCGUUUCAAGGUGAUCAUUGGGAUGUCCUAUAGUCAGAAAGGUGAAAGAUAGGUUUAACUGUAUUUGAAAUGUAUUGAAGCACUCGGUUUAUCAUAGAUGUUAUAAUGCUUUAAGUAACCUGAUAAUAGACGGCGUCACCUGUAUUACACUGGUAUAGUUAAAACAAUCUGCUAGAUACAUGCUAAAACUUGGCAGAAUGAACUCACACUACGACCACAUUACACCUUAUGCUGCUAGCUAUAAACCAAGCAGUUAUGUUUGCUUAUGUGAUAACACUGUUCUUCACUGUGAAAAUAAUCCCAAGUAACAUAAUAUUAAAAGACUAAUAAUACUUACAUGUAUAUAAUAAUGGACUAUUAGCCACUCUUACUAGCCAAUUGUUUCUGAAACCUGAAGGAUAAAAUCAAAACACUGGGCAUAUUUAAAUCUUACUCUACGAGCUCUGGAGACUGAUGGCUUUACUGUUCAAGUUGGUAAUACAUUUAAUCCGUCUGGUGUUUGAUCAGUCAUUUAUUAGAGGGAAAAGGCUGUACGUUGAAAAUUAUUAAAACCUAUAGUACAAUAAAUGUCGUGUCUGUUCAUCUUUCACUCCACAUCCUACUAAAAGCAGUAAAAACCUUUGGGAAAGCUUGCACACAAAACCUGGAAGAGACAUUCAAUCUCACUUUCAGAAGUGAAAUUUAUUAGACAUGAAGCUUUGUACAGUUUUAAACAACAUCUUAUAACAAUAAAAGCCCAAGGAUGCAGCUGAUCUACUUGACACAGAUCAGAGGUGUCUGGGAGUUUAGAUCACAGUCCUAGCUGUGCUGUACCAACCCACUUGAAAAACUGGUUUAAAACAAAGACUCACAUACAGGUGUUUGCUAGAGCACAAUUGAGAGAAUUGACAGGUAAAAUGCCAACAAUAUCCAAAAUGUACAGUUACAAAUUAUGCCAAUUAACAUGAUCAAAAGAAAGACUGACAAGUAGACCUCAAUUGCUUGAGUAAUUUUCCCUAAAUGUAAUAUUUAUGGCCAUUUACCACUUGUAAAGCACUAGAUCACUCAUAACUACUAAUAAAGCGCAAUUUGACUCUUAUGGAGGCUCCAUACUCUGAAACACUACAGGCACUACCAUUUGGUCACGAAUAGUUGAUUGGAUAACAUGUGAGUAUACAUAGGAAGAGACUCCAUGGGUUUUUAUUGGCAUAUUUCUAAAAGUGCACCUGCUUACAACAUUCUUUGAUAUUAUAAUAGUUUGUUUCGAUACCUAAUACGCUACAGUACUUCUCUACACUCCCCAGAAAAAUUUCAUUUUUUCCCCCAUUACAUA